GGAGGAGGCGGCUGGGGGGGGGGGGGGGGAGAGCAGCGAGCAAAACAACCGCCGCCAGAAGAAAGAGGGUGGGGGGAGAUGUCAAACGUCCGUAUUUCUAAUGGGAGCCCUACCCUGGAGCGCAUGGAAGCCAGGCAGUCGGAGUACCCGAAGCCGUCAGCUUGCAGGAACCUCUUCGGGCCGGUGAAUCACGAAGAGUUAAACAGGGACUUGAAGAAGCACCGCCAGGAGAUGGAGGAGGCAUGCCAGAGGAAGUGGAAUUUCGAUUUCCAGAAUCACAAGCCGCUGGAAGGCAGGUACGAGUGGCAAGCCGUGGAGAAGGGGAGCUCGCCCGACUUCUACUUCAGACCCCCCAGGCUACUGAAAGCUGUCUGCAAGACCUCCGGCCGCCAGAGCUUGGAUGUAAACGGGAAUUGCCAAACCGUGGUUUUUGUCGGUUCUCAGGGAAUCUCAGAGGACACUCACUGUGUAGAUCAAAAGACUGAUGUUUCUGAAAAUCAGACGGACUUUGCAGAGCAGUGCACUGGGCAGAGGAAAAGACCUGCCACCGACGAUUCCUCUCCUCAAAAUAAAAGAGCCAACACAACAGAAGAAGAGGUUUCAGAAGACUCCCCCAGUGCCAGUUCAGUGGAGCAAACACCCAAGAAAUCAAGCCCAAGAAGACAUCAAACGUAAACCGUUUAGAGCGGAGGAUGUGCGUGUGUCCUCGUUCAUCGGGUGCGGCGGGGGGCGAUGAAGCGAGGAAGAUGUAAAAGUUGUAGUGGAAACGAAAAUACAUAUCGCCGAUCUCCGUGGGAUGGAGGUCCUGUACAAGCACUGAAAAAAAAAAAAACAACAGCAACAAAACAAAAACCAACAACAACAACAACAAAAAGCAAACAAUAACACUAAAAUUUUAGGCACUCUUAAAAGACCUGCCUCUAAAAGCAUUGGAUGUAGCAUUGUGCAAUUAGGUGUUUCCUUAUUUGCUUCAUUGUACUACCUGUGUAUAUAGUUUUUACCUUAUGUAGCACAUAAACCUUGUUGGGAGGGGGGAGGGAGUGGAGAGGGCGACCGAUUGGAACUUGCUUUCACAAUCUAGCAAGCAAAGAAAUGUAUGAAGAGAAGCAGUGUAGGUUUUUUUAUUACUUAAAGAUGUAUUGUCCCUUUACGUGGGUCUGCCGUGUUUUUUCUUUUUUUUUUUUUUGUUUUUUUUUUUUUGUUUUUAAUGGACCAUGGUGGUAACCCUGCUCAGAGCAGAUUAUUACAGGCCGCUUGUGAAAUUUCGUCCUACUGCAUUAAGCUGAAGAGGUGGGAGCUGUGAUGAUUCCGUUAUGUAGUAGCAAAAGUUCCCCCCCCCCCCCCCGACCUCAGAUCUAUAUAGCAAAUAUGAACGCAUGUAAGAGUUGAGUAAAAUCAUCCUGUUGUUACGUUGCCUGAUUUCCUGGUGUUCUUUUUUUUUUUUUUUUUUUUUUUUAACUAAUCUGGAGGGCCUUUGCUCUGAAUCUCGAAUAGUGUUGUUUUCUGAUCUGACCCACUUCCUGAAGUGUUUGUGUGUGAGGGAAAAGGGAUACUACAUCUUUAAACAGUAUUUCUACAUUGCCUGUGUACCUGUAUGUAAAAAUAAAAAAAAGUUUGAAGUGUA
Messenger RNA from Aquila chrysaetos chrysaetos, 1624 nucleotides. RefSeq names its product cyclin dependent kinase inhibitor 1B (gene CDKN1B). The transcript has 3 exons. Gene Ontology annotation, molecular function: cyclin-dependent protein serine/threonine kinase inhibitor activity; protein-folding chaperone binding. NCBI's taxonomy places the organism in Eukaryota, Metazoa, Chordata, Aves, Accipitriformes, Accipitridae. Gene Ontology annotation, biological process: G1/S transition of mitotic cell cycle; regulation of cell cycle; negative regulation of cell population proliferation. Bases 79 to 675 code for a protein of 198 amino acids. The record is from RefSeq and is a predicted model, not a curated record. Gene Ontology annotation, cellular component: nucleus; cytoplasm.